Molecule: messenger RNA, 1932 nt
Organism: Rhizopus microsporus ATCC 52813
Lineage: Eukaryota; Fungi; Mucoromycota; Mucoromycetes; Mucorales; Rhizopodaceae
Product: leucine aminopeptidase
Exons: 5
Coding region: 122-1615 (497 amino acids)
Biological process (GO): proteolysis
Cellular component (GO): cytoplasm
Molecular function (GO): manganese ion binding; metalloaminopeptidase activity
Source: RefSeq, a predicted model, not a curated record
UUAAUACUCUUUUUUGGAUGAGUAAAUUUAUGCACCUUUUGCAUAAACUGAGCUCUCCCCCAAGGUAGAAAUUUAAUCACAGUCCCUCUUUUAGUUCCCCCUUUUUCCAUACACUUUUCAAAUGUUGACUUGUUUACGACAAUCCACAUUUCGACAGCCUCAGCAGUUACUUAAAAGGUUCUUCUCCAAUAAGCAAAGUUUUGACAGUCUCGUGAUUGGCGCAUAUACAGAGCCCUGUCAAUUGACCACACCACAUGCGUCGAGUGCGACUCGUCAAUUUCUGGAAGAGCAACUCAAAUUGACUCGAUUCAAAAAGAAACACGACGUACGAAUAUUCUAUAAUCUGGGAGGUGUCUCUCAAGUUGCUGUCGUAUCGCUAGGAAAGAAAGAAGAAGCGGGAACGGAAACAGUUCGAAUGGCUACUGCGAUAGGUAUUCAAACACUACAGAAGCAAGGUGUCAAGCACAUAGGUAUCGAUGUCUCGGUGGAUGCUCAGGCAGCAGCCGAGGGCGCGGUUCUCUCUCAAUUUAGAUUUGAUAAACUGAAGCAGGAAAAAAAGCAAGAAGAGAUGGUGAUUGAACCUUAUUUGCCUGAUUCACAGGUAUCCAAGCAAUGGGAGCAGGGUCGUGUGUAUGGAGUCUCACAAAAUAUUGCAAGAAUGCUCAUGACUUCACCUUCAAAUCUGAUGACACCAAAAUUAUUUGCUGAAGAAGUUGCCUAUUUGUUGGCCGGAUUGGAAAAUAUUGAUAUCAACGUUUAUGAUGAAGAUUGGGCAAGUCGUCACAGUAUGAAUGCUCUGUUAUCUGUAGCAAAAGGAAGUGUCGAGCCCUUGAGAUUUCUAGAAAUUUGCUACAAGGGAGCCAAGGACAAGAGCGAGAAGCCCUAUGCAUUAGUCGGAAAGGGCAUCACGUUUGAUUCGGGUGGCAUAUCGCUCAAGCCAUCAGCCAACAUGGCCCUCAUGAAGGGCGACAUGGGUGGCGCAGCGACAGUGGCAGGAGCGCUUUAUGGAAUUUCCGAGAUGCGACUGCCUGUCAACGUUGUUGCUGCCAUCCCCUUAUGCGAAAAUAUGCCUUCAGGUAAUGCGACCAAACCCGGUGAUGUAAUUAAAGCCAUGAAUGGCAAAUCAAUUGAGAUCCUCAACACGGAUGCAGAAGGAAGACUGAUCCUGGCUGAUGCUCUUCAUUAUAUCUCAUCCAAGUAUCAACCCAAGUACAUCAUUGACCUUGCUACUCUGACCGGAGCCAUGGAUGUUGCCUUGGGUCAAGCCUAUACUGGUGUAUUUACCAAUUCAGAUGAGUUGUGGAAAAAGCUAAAGGAAGCAGGUGAUACCGUGUCUGAUCCGUUCUGGCGUAUGCCCCUUCAUGACGACUAUAUUCGUGAUAUGAAAGAAUCCAUAGUAGCAGAUCUAAGCAACGUCGGCCAUACUCGUUCUGGUGGGUCAUGUGCUGCAGCAAGAUUCUUGCAAGAGUUUGUUGACAAAGAUACUCCUUGGGCUCAUAUAGACAUAGCAGGCGUCAUGGAGUCAUCAGCCACACGGGGAUACAAUAUUAAGGGGAUGAGCGGGCGACCCACAAGAGCAUUAAUAGAACUAACGAAAAGGUCAAUAGAAUGUUAAAAUGCGGACUAGGUGAUCAGUUGCAUACAACAAAUCAAAAAGAGUUUAAUAAAUCCAAUGCGAGGAAAAAGACAAGUGCUUAUUGGUUUGACCGUACGUCAUUUUACUGCAAACAUUUUAAGAAGUCUUUGGUCUGAUUUCUACAUAAACUGUAAACAGCUCACGAGGUGUUCGCGUACACGUAGUCUUUAUAGUCAUUAAAAGGAAAGGGUAUCAUGGGUGAUAAAGUUAAGGAUAACAAAAAGAUAAAGAAUGAAAAGGGGGGGGAUUAAUAAAGGGUCUCUUUUAUAUAGAAGUUUUUUUAUUUUCAAAGGGGG